Molecule: messenger RNA, 1972 nt
Organism: Thalassophryne amazonica
Lineage: Eukaryota; Metazoa; Chordata; Actinopteri; Batrachoidiformes; Batrachoididae
Gene: rab27b
Product: RAB27B, member RAS oncogene family
Exons: 6
Coding region: 277-933 (218 amino acids)
Biological process (GO): melanosome transport; positive regulation of exocytosis
Cellular component (GO): secretory granule; melanosome
Molecular function (GO): GTPase activity; GTP binding
Source: RefSeq, a predicted model, not a curated record
AGUCCGCCCCCGGAGGAAGCGGAUCCAUCAGUCUGCUUGGAGUCCUGAUCGCGAUCCGGUGUUUCCCUUGCUCGGUCGUCCGGGUCCCCCCCGCCCCCGGGCUCUGACGCGUCCUCUGCGGGGUUCCGGUGAGCUGUGAGCGGCUCCGUGUCUCCGACCGGACGGCGGGAGAGAUGCGGCGACUCCUGCAAGGAGGAAGAGGAAGAGACGGACCGAGCGAACAGGAGGUCUGAGCCGCUUUCUUCUGACCGUCACAGGUUUUUGGCAGUCAUCACUAUGACUGAUGGGGAUUAUGACUACCUGAUCAAGCUGCUGGCUCUGGGGGAUUCCGGUGUGGGGAAGACCACCUUCCUGUACCGAUACACUGACAACAAGUUCAACCCCAAGUUCAUCACCACAGUCGGCAUCGACUUCAGGGAAAAGCGAGUGGUGUACACGACAUCCAACCCUAAUGGGACAACUGCAGGGAAAACCUUCAAGGUCCACCUUCAGCUCUGGGACACAGCUGGCCAGGAGAGGUUCCGCAGCCUGACGACGGCGUUUUUCAGGGACGCCAUGGGGUUCCUGCUGAUGUUUGACCUCACCAGCCAGCAGAGCUUCCUCAACGUCAGAAAUUGGAUGAGCCAGUUACAGGCCAAUGCCUACUGUGAGAAUCCAGACAUUGUGUUGGUGGGAAACAAGGUGGACCUGGCCGACCAGCGGGAGGUUCCAGAGAAACAGGCCAAAGAGUUGGCUGAUAAAUAUGGAAUUCCAUACUUCGAGACGAGUGCAGCGACGGGCGCGGAGGUCGACAAGGCAGUGAUCACGCUGCUCGACCUGGUGAUGAAGAGGGUGGAGCAGUGUGUUGACAAACCGCCCGCUGAGUCGACCAAUGGGAAUGGAGCCACUAAACUGGGCGGGGCUCAGUCCAGCGAGAAGAAAUGUGCAUGCUAGUUUCAGAGAGGGAGCAGUCGGCGCUCCUUUGUUGUCUCUUCGUUCCACUCGUUUUACUCCCUCUUCUGUCGGCAUGUUUUCUCGUCUGUUCUCUUAUUUUCCUUUUUUCCAUCCAUCCUCACGCCACUCUGGCCUUAACACAAGAUAUCCCCCUCUAGUGGAUAUUCUGGAGUAAUGCAGUCUUUAUCUGCACGUGCGUGAUGGUGAGUUUCAGGAGAAAAUGAAAAAAAAAAAAAACAUUUUAUCAGCUCCACAUGGAGUUUAAAAACAGUGUUUUACUGCAUGAAUAACUUCAACAGGAAAUCUGUUAAAACAUUUAUUUCAGUUCUUUCAGACUUUGUUCUAUGUGUAAACUCAUAUCUGACAUUUAAAAAAAAAAUCUAACGACUUUACACCUUAUUGUUAACGAAUAUGCUUUUCUUUAAAACUGACAGAAACAGACUUCUGUAAAAUUGACUUUUUCGCAAAACUUUCCACAGGAAAAAUUCUUAGCUUGCAGUCAGUUAAAUUCUGAGUUAGAAAGAGUUUAACAUCGGGACGUUUAACAUUCUUGCUGCAACCAUCAGCAAGACAUGUAUGGCUUUAUUAUUAUUAUGAUUAAUGUGCCCUUUGAGGACAAAAUACAAAAGUAUUUUCUGGGAUUUUUUUGCCGCUAAUAUGACAAGUUUUAUCUGUUAGCAGAUUUACUUUGAAACUAGAAUCACUCAAAGAAUAAAUGAAUGAUAAUUAUUACAUCAGACUUAGUUCUGACUUUUUUCCCCACCAUGCCAGUUUGUAUUUACAUUUGGACUUCAGUCUAAAUUUAAUGAAAAAAAUUAAAAUAAAUCAAAAUUGUGGAAAAACAAUUUGACUCAUGUAAUAUAUGAGCUCGCCAUGUGAGGCAGCACUGAGCACAGUGCAGCAGUUAAAAAGAGUAGAAGAAAUUUAGUGUCAUGUUUAAUUUUUUUACCACGUCUUUGUUUGUGCCACGUUGUGUUUUUCACAUUCUUUGAGUUUAACUGUUUACUUCAUAACUUUGACAUAAAUAAUCAACUAGUUU